Photinus pyralis (common eastern firefly) is the source of this 1921-nucleotide messenger RNA. It is a transcript of the gene Loxl2, whose product is annotated as lysyl oxidase homolog 2. Bases 306 to 1772 code for a protein of 488 amino acids. Gene Ontology annotation, molecular function: protein-lysine 6-oxidase activity; copper ion binding. Gene Ontology annotation, cellular component: membrane. Lineage: Eukaryota; Metazoa; Arthropoda; Insecta; Coleoptera; Lampyridae. The record is from RefSeq and is a predicted model, not a curated record. Gene Ontology annotation, biological process: peptidyl-lysine oxidation. The transcript is spliced from 6 exons.
AAGCAAACUGCAUCAGCGCGAGAUAUAAAUAUGAUUGACGAUAAGGAAAUUAUGACAGCACCUAUUUUAAUGAAAUAAACAUUGGCUAAGUGAGAACAGCUGUCCAGUAUUAAGUAAUAUAAGCGUAUGAUUCCAUCUUUGGUAAUUACGUGUAAAAAUAUGUUUUUUUGAGUGGAAGAUAUCGAAACGGUUCGCUCUCGGUGACAGGAAGCAUCAUUUAUAAUCAAUCAUACAUUUUCAAGUGUAAGUUCAGCGCGACUAUCAGUAGGGGUCAAGAAGUGGCGAUUAGUUCCACAUUGAUUAAGAUGAAGAGCGAGAUUAUUACAGUAGUUGCGUGCCUGACCGUAUUGGUCUUUCCGAGUUUUCGUGCCGAUUCCGUUAGCAGCAAGGAAGUGGAGUUGGUGAGGAAACACGUGAAAAGGCUGAAAAAGGAAGAAGGCGCGAUUAAGCUUGUCGGUGGUCGAGAGGAGUACGAAGGUAACGUGGAGAUUUUGCACAAUGGAAAAUGGGGUGCGAUAUGCGACGACGAGUGGGAUGCGGCCGAAGCGGAUGUCAUCUGCAGGCAACUGGGUUACUCGGAAGGUGUUGGGAAACCGACCCAUAAUUCCCAUUUUGGACCUGCUAGACGUCAGUAUUGGAUGGAUAACGUUUAUUGUGAUGGAUCUGAGGAUGAGAUUACUUCUUGCAGAUUCGACGGUUGGGGCUCGCACGAUUGCGAAGUUAACGAGGCGGCCGGGGUGAUAUGUUUUCAGGAAUUAAAUAAAACUGAAGUGGAGAAACCCCAAAUGAGAGAUAACGUAAUGGUGCGAUUGCCAAGAUAUGUGCGGGUUCGUCUAAGAGGUGGCAGAGUUCCUAGCGAAGGUCGAGUGGAGCUAAAGACAAAAAGGGGCAACUGGGAGAUAAUAUGCGGCGACGGUUGGUCACUACUCGAGGCGAACGUGGUGUGCCGAUCACUUUCGUUGGGUUACGCCAGCGACGCCAUGCAAACCAAUUACUUCGGCGGCAAUUUGACCGCCGCCAGCUUUUCGGGGGUGACCUGCACCGGAAGCGAGGACUCGUUGCGCCAGUGUCAGCACGACAUCGGCAAUAAGGGCAUUUGUGUCGGACAAGAGGUGGCGGCCGUCUACUGCGUCAGCACGAUGUCCGAUUUGGCGGUGGACGCCGGUGAGCUGAUGCGGACGGCCCAUUUGCAGGACACCCAAAUGUUCUUCCUACAGUGCGCCAUGGAAGAAAACUGUUUGGCCUCGCACGCCUACAAAAUUCAGAAGGAAUCGUCGGAUUGGCACCUGGAAACCAGGCGACUGUUGCGGUUCACCGCAACGAUUUUAAACAUUGGAACCGCCGAUUUCAGACCAUACCUUCCGAAAAGCAUGUGGGAAUGGCACAUGUGCCACAUGCACUAUCACAGCAUGGAGGUGUUCGCCACGUUCGACGUUUACGAUUGGAAUGGUGUUAAGGUGGCCGAAGGGCAUAAAGCUUCCUUCUGCUUGGAGGACAACCAAUGUCUUCCGGGCGUCGAGAAGCGUUAUGCCUGUGCGAACUACGGAGACCAAGGGAUAUCAGUCAACUGCUCCGACAUCUAUAAGCAUAACGUCGACUGUCAAUGGGUGGACGUCACCGACAUCGAACCUGGCGUUUACACCCUGAAGGUGGCCGUCAAUCCCGAAUUUAAGAUAGGCGAAAUGAGCUUCGAAAAUAACGCGGCUGUUUGCACGUUUUAUUAUACGACGAUGUUCGGCGCAGUCACAAAUUGCACAUUAACCAGGCCUUAGAUUAAAAACGCCAAAAGCAAUUUGUUUUCUAGGUACAGUAAUUAAUUUUAAUAUGUGUGCAUGUCUUAGGUAGCUAAUUGCAUUAUGUAAAUAUCCGUAUGGAAAUAAAGCUAUAAAGCAGACAAUAAAGCGUCGCGAUGGUUAUUUUU